AUGCCGCCCGUGCGGGCCACGCUGGGCGCGGCCGUGAGAGCCGUGGUGUGCGCCUGGUGUGCGCAGGCGGCGGGCGGCCUCGGGCCCGCAGCGGCUCAGGCGCCGGAGGCCGGACACGGCGAGGGCGCUGCGGAGCUGUGCGCCGUGGGCGCGCUGCUGCUGCGGGACUGCACAGCUUCUGCUUGUGCGGCCUUGUCUUCCUCCGCCAGCGGCUGCUGCUGCGGCCCUUGCGGCGGCCGCGGCGGAGCCAGGCGCACUGCCCUCGGCGACGGGCGCGAGCUCGGAGCUCGUGGUGUGUGCUGA
Molecule: messenger RNA, 303 nt
Organism: Prorocentrum cordatum
Lineage: Eukaryota; Dinophyceae; Prorocentrales; Prorocentraceae
Source: the annotation of a GenBank genome assembly